Molecule: messenger RNA, 1500 nt
Organism: Colletotrichum navitas
Lineage: Eukaryota; Fungi; Ascomycota; Sordariomycetes; Glomerellales; Glomerellaceae
Exons: 1
Coding region: 1-1500 (499 amino acids)
Source: RefSeq, a predicted model, not a curated record
AUGGAUGAUACGGCAGUGGAGGCGGCAACGAGCCAGAUGGGACUCGUCAGCCUGGAGCCCCACGAGACAACUCCCAACGAGACGGUGCCCCUCGUCUCCCUCCCUAUCGAACUCUUCUUCGAGAUCGUCUCCAGCCUCGUCCACGACAUCCGCUCAUGGCAGCACCAGCUCGACUACUUGACCCACGACCACCUCAUCGCCCUGACGCAGCGCGUCAAGAUCGGCCACCUCCGCUCCCUCGCACUCACCUGCAGGACGAUGCAGCGAAAGGUCGCCCUCUUCUGCUGCGCGCAGGCCGACCUCGUCGUCCCCAGGCUCGACGCCGCCGAGCAGCUCGUCGGGCUCCUCCGCCGGCUCGGCGAGCGGCCCAAGCGCGCGCAGUCCGUCAGGCGCCUGUAUCUUGGCCUGGACACGGUCCGCUGCUAUGCCGAGCGGAUCGACCCGCACAUCCCGCUCCUUAUGCAGGCGGCCUGCGCGACCCCUGGCGUGGCCGUGCCGGAGAUCCUGCGCAAGCGGAUGCGCGAGGUGCAGGACAAGACUGCGUACCCUACCGCGUGCUUGCAACUCUGGCCUGCCAUACCGGAAGUCCUGGCCUUCCUCGCCUUACUCUCGACCAGCCGGCUCAAGGAGCUCCAGGAGUGCACGAUCGCCACCGGGCCCGAGGUCCUGGCCGCGAUGGCGGAGAGGCUACCGCGCGGCGAGCCGUUCUUCCCAAAAAUAGAGUCCCUGACCUUAGCGGGCGUUCGUUCAGCAUACGGAAACCAGUCUCUCGUCCUCAAGCCCUCCGUCGUCUCCGGCUUCUUGGCCACGAGCCCACAGCUGACCGGAUUGCGUCUCGACAGGUUCGAGUUCAGAUUGGCACAGCCCGUCACCGGCGUCGAGAACAUCAGCUCCAUCAUCCUCCGGAGCGUCGCCCUCGACGUCCCCAGCUUUCGCCUAUUGCUAAAAGGGUGCAAACGCCUGGGGACAUUCAUGUACUUUGCGCAGUCGGAGGCGGACUGCGGAGCACGCCAAGGUAGACAGCUGCCCGAGGCCCACGACAUCGCUGACGCGCUCGGGCACAGCGCCGACACUCUGCGAACCCUCUGCCUCGACCUCGGCCAAGUCAGCGUGGCGCAAAGCGGAGGGCAGCGGGCCCUCUUCUCCGUCAGCAACUUCAAGCACUUGCAACGAAUCUGGAUCGACAGCAAGACCGUCCUCGCCAACAUGCACACACUCGCGCAAGAAGCAAGCGACAUUCCCGGUGCUGGUGGCGAGGUUGCUGUCGCGCGGGCAAACAAAGUCAGCCACUUCUUGAGGACCCUUCCCGGCUCCCUGAACAAACUCCACCUGUCAGGUCCGGCGCAUGGGCUUGCCAUCGAAAUGCCAUACUUGGCCGGGGCCGGCGGCCUGAAGCAGCUUGCAGUUGAGCCGGCAGUCGCCAAGGACGCCGUCACCAUUCUGAAGGAAGCCGGCAUCAAGGUGCUUGAAGUGGCGGACCCGAGACCGGUUCUGUGGUGA